Messenger RNA from Anthonomus grandis grandis, 577 nucleotides. It is a transcript of the gene MED22, whose product is annotated as mediator of RNA polymerase II transcription subunit 22. Gene Ontology annotation, cellular component: mediator complex. Bases 107 to 526 code for a protein of 139 amino acids. Lineage: Eukaryota; Metazoa; Arthropoda; Insecta; Coleoptera; Curculionidae. The record is from RefSeq and is a predicted model, not a curated record. Gene Ontology annotation, molecular function: transcription coregulator activity. Gene Ontology annotation, biological process: regulation of transcription by RNA polymerase II. The transcript is spliced from 3 exons.
UUUGACGUUUCAGUUUUAUUUACAUUUCGUUUUUUUUUUUGCUUUGUUGUUUAAAUUUGUAUAUCUUGUUCCGCUUAGUGUUACUCCUAUAAAUAAAAUUUAAAAAAUGACCGGCAGAGCUUUACCUCAGAGUAAAGAAGCCCUUUUAAAGUCCUACAGGACGAGAUUGAAGGAUGAUGUGAAAAGUAUGCUGGAAAACUUUGAAGAAAUAAUAAAGUUAGCAAAAGGUGAACAUGAUACACAACUGUCCAGGUUAACACAAUGUGAGCAGGACACUUACGAAAUGCAUGUAAGGGCGGCCAAUAUCGUUAGAGCCGGCGAAUCCUUAAUGAAAUUAGUAUCAGAUAUCAAACAGUAUUUAAUUUUAAACGAUUUUCCGUCGGUGAAUGAAGCUAUAACGCAGAAUUCGAAACUGUUUAGGACGAAACAAGCAGAAUGUGACCAAAAACUGAUGUCACUAAGGGACGACAUGGCGGCAGAUUUAUACGAUUUAGAAGAAGAAUAUUAUAGUAGUAUUAAUAAGUAAUUUUAGAAAUAGAUUAUUUAUAUUUCUUGGAUAUUAAAAACUUGGGACUUA